AUGGCCAUGAGAAAAGCCUGCAGACCCCCACUACCCCCCUUUGAUAAAGAGUGUGGUCCUGCCCUGUCCCAACGCAGUGUCAACUGCCCUAGCAUCAUAGGCUUUGCUCCAUUUUUCUGUGAAUGUUUGACUCAUCCCUAUGGGCGGCUUUGUUGGGGCCCAUACCAACCUUGUUUAGUCCCACAGUGUUUUGUCCGUCCCACGGAGGCUAAGAAGGCAGCGGACGAGUCCAAGAUGAGGUUUGCUCACAUUGACGGAGACCACUUGACGCUGCUCAACGUCUACCACGCCUUCAAACAAAACCAUGAAUCUAACCAGUGGUGUUAUGACAACUUUGUCAACUACCGCUCGCUGAUGUCUGCUGACAAUGUACGCCAGCAGCUGUCCCGGAUCAUGGACCGCUUCAGUCUGCCCCGGCGGAGCACAGAGUUCACCAGCAGAGAUUACUACAUCAACAUCCGACGAGCGCUCUGCACCGGCUUCUUCAUGCAGGUGGCUCAUCUGGAGCGCACGGGCCAUUACCUUACAGUGAAAGAUAACCAGAUGGUGCAGCUGCACCCAUCCACGGUCCUGGACCACAAGCCUGAAUGGGUGCUCUACAAUGAGUUUGUCCUCACCACCAAGAACUACAUCCGAACUUGCACAGAUAUCAAACCAGAGUUGGUGAAGAUUGCACCCCAGUACUAUGACAUGAGUAACUUUCCACAAUGUGAAGCUAAAAGACAGCUGGAGCGAAUUGUUGCCAAACUAGAGAGCAAAGAGUACUCUCAGUACUGA
Messenger RNA from Fundulus heteroclitus (mummichog), 777 nucleotides. Its product is annotated as pre-mRNA-splicing factor ATP-dependent RNA helicase DHX15-like. The transcript has 4 exons. The record is from RefSeq and is a predicted model, not a curated record. Gene Ontology annotation, cellular component: intracellular anatomical structure; spliceosomal complex. NCBI's taxonomy places the organism in Eukaryota, Metazoa, Chordata, Actinopteri, Cyprinodontiformes, Fundulidae. Gene Ontology annotation, molecular function: RNA binding. The coding region runs from base 1 to 777 and encodes 258 amino acids.